Molecule: messenger RNA, 1397 nt
Organism: Ectocarpus sp. CCAP 1310/34
Lineage: Eukaryota; Phaeophyceae; Ectocarpales; Ectocarpaceae
Source: the annotation of a GenBank genome assembly
CUUCGCUCUAUAUAUUGUCAUCUCCCAUAGGCUCUGAGCUGCGUUGUUGAACGGUUGUAUUGGCGUUACGGCCCAGGGCCUGCUGUCUGCGCCAGUCUGUGGUGCUGCUCACGCCGCCACCCCAACAGCAAGUUAGAAGAUGCAGUACGAGUACAAUACGUCCAGUGUGGCCGCUGUUCUUGUGUGUGUGGGGCUUCCUGUGCUUUUUGGGUACCAUAAUCGACAAAUGGAAAUUGCUCCAACGGCUCAAAGAGUGCACUGGCGAAGGAGGCUGCAACAUGCAACCUGCGGUGUGGCCGUCACGUGCGGCUACAAGUGGGUCAUUAGGGACGCGCGGACAGUGGUGGCGAUAUUAAGUAUCGCCUGCGCCAGCUUCCUGGCACUGCAUCGCUUGAGGCGUCGCUUGAAAAGCGUGGACAAGCUCUAUAUCCUGCUGCUUGGACCCUUGCUCCGGCCACACGAGAUUCGCGGGCAGCUACCAGGCGGGUUCUGGUUCAUGGUUGGAUCCGCCGCGGCAGUGGGGCUGUUCUCGAAAGACGUGGCCCUCCAGAGCAUUCUUCACCUCUCGUUGGGAGAUCCUGUUGCUUCGGUGGUGGGCAUAAAGAAGGGCGAGGGAAACCGAAUAAUGCCGGGAGGGAAAUCCUUGGCGGGGUCCUUCGCUGCAUUCCUGGCGUGCUCGCUAUCGACCCUACUGCUCUUCGGGUGCUGCUGUCGUCCACCUAGCGACGAGGGGCGCGAUUCCGACCACGUUAGCGACAGCUAUCUCCUCAGCAGUUCGAUCUUCGGCCACUUCAGCGCGUGUACUGCCGUUGGGCGAGGCGGUCGAGAUAGCGGUGGCAGUGGGAUGCCGCUGUUGCUGUGGUUUGCGUUGCUGGGCGGCGUGAGCGGGGCCGUCGGAGAGCUUCUCCCUCUAGGGGUGGACGACAACCUUUCCAUGCCAAUAGUAUCAGGCCUGAUGUUCCUCGCAUUGAGAAAGUGUAGUACCUUCGAUGGACCGGGAUGAUCACAGGGGACGUGUAAGAAUCGCGUAGAUUUGAUGACAGCAACUUCUUCUGUGGUGAACCGCCGUCAACUUUGCUCUGUGAUUGUAUGACGACAGUCCUUUCAGUGGUGUAGCGCCACCAACUUCGCUGGGCAGGGCUGAGAGUGCCGCACGCAGACCACCCUGAGGUGCACGCACGAGGGUGCUGGUUUCUGUAUCUAGCUGGAUUCCGACGUUUUGGUGCGAGUAGGAAUCAGCCGGGGGGUGUUGUGUAGGUGCUGCCGUCCGGAGUGUCACUGUCGUGCUGGUCUCACCGAGUCAGCACAAAUCGAAAGUCUACCUAGAGGUUGACGGUCACUCGUCCGCAAGCUGGAGUUUCAGAGCAAAGCCACUUCCGACGAAGGCAGAAUCUUAU